AUGAGCGAAGCCGGCGGCGGCCGGGGCUCUGGGUCCUCGGUCCCCCAGCGAGCGCCAUGGAGCCUGGUGGCGGCGACGGCCGCGCUGUGCCUGGUGUCGGCCACGUCCGUGUGGCCGGCGGGGGCCGCGCCCAUGAGUCGCGAGGAGAAGCAGAAGCUUGGGAAUCAAGUACUGGAAAUGUUUGAUCAUGCUUAUGGUAACUAUAUGGAACAUGCUUACCCAGCGGAUGAACUCAUGCCUUUGACCUGCAGAGGUCGGGUUAGAGGCCAGGAGCCAAGUCGGGGUGAUGUUGAUGAUGCCUUGGGAAAAUUUUCCCUGACACUGAUUGAUUCUUUGGAUACUCUUGUGGUAUUAAAUAAAACUAAAGAAUUUGAAGAUGCAGUGAGAAAAGUUUUAAGAGAUGUUAACUUAGAUAAUGAUGUAGUUGUAUCAGUCUUUGAAACAAACAUCAGAGUUCUUGGGGGUCUUUUGGGUGGACACUCGCUGGCAAUCAUGCUGAAAGAAAAAGGCGAGUACAUGCAGUGGUACAAUGAUGAGCUUCUCCAAAUGGCAAAGCAAUUGGGCUACAAACUUUUACCAGCUUUCAAUACUACCAGUGGCCUUCCUUAUCCAAGAAUCAAUUUGAAGUUUGGUAUCAGAAAACCAGAAGCUCGGACAGGUACUGAGACUGAUACCUGUACAGCUUGUGCAGGCACCUUGAUCCUUGAGUUUGCUGCUCUAAGUCGAUUCACAGGAGCAACGAUAUUUGAGGAAUAUGCAAGAAAAGCUCUUGAUUUUCUCUGGGAGAAAAGACAGAGAAGUAGUAAUUUAGUGGGUGUGACUAUAAAUAUUCAUACUGGAGACUGGGUACGAAAAGAUAGUGGAGUUGGAGCAGGGAUUGAUUCAUAUUAUGAGUACCUGUUGAAAGCCUAUGUCUUGCUUGGAGAUGACAGCUUUCUGGAAAGAUUUAAUACACACUAUGAUGCCAUCAUGAGGUAUAUAAGCCAGCCACCUCUGCUACUUGAUGUGCAUAUCCACAAGCCAAUGCUGAAUGCUCGGACUUGGAUGGAUGCUUUGCUUGCCUUUUUUCCAGGUUUGCAGGUCUUAAAGGGAGAUAUUAGACCUGCUAUUGAAACUCAUGAAAUGUUAUAUCAAGUGAUUAAAAAACACAAUUUUCUACCAGAGGCAUUUACCACAGAUUUCAGGGUACAUUGGGCUCAACAUCCGUUAAGGCCAGAAUUUGCAGAAAGCACCUACUUCUUGUAUAAAGCUACAGGAGAUCCUUACUACCUUGAAGUAGGGAAAACACUUAUUGAAAAUUUAAAUAAAUAUGCUAGAGUGCCUUGCGGAUUUGCUGCCAUGAAGGAUGUUCGUACUGGAAGUCAUGAGGACAGAAUGGAUUCCUUCUUCUUGGCGGAAAUGUUUAAAUAUCUUUACCUGUUAUUUGCGGAUAAAGAAGACAUUAUUUUUGACAUAGAAGAUUACAUUUUUACAACAGAAGCUCAUCUGUUACCUCUUUGGCUCUCUACUACAAAUCAAAGAGUCUCUAAGAAGAACACAACUUCAGAAUAUACAGAACUGGAUGACAGUAACUUUGACUGGACUUGUCCAAACACUCAGAUCCUCUUCCCUAACGAUCCACUAUAUGCUCAGAGCAUCCGUGAACCCUUGAAAAAUGUGGUGGACAAGAGCUGUCCUAGAGGCAUCAUCAGAGUCAGAGAGGAGAGUUUGAGGAGUGGAGCUAAACCCCCUCUGAGAGCCAGAGAUUUCAUGGCCACUAACCCUGAGCAUUUAGAAAUCUUGAAGAAGAUGGGGGUGAGUUUGAUUCACCUCAAAGAUGGGAGAGUCCAGUUGGUUCAACAUGCAAUCCAAGCUGCUAGUUCGAUUGACGCGGAAGAUGGGUUGAGGUUUAUGCAGGAGAUGAUUGAAUUGUCAAGUCAGCAACAAAAAGAACAGCAGCUCCCUCCACGAGCUGUACAAAUUGUUUCCCACCCGUUUUUUGGCCGGGUAGUAUUAACUGCUGGUCCAGCACAGUUUGGGCCAGACCUGUCUAAACAUAAAGAGACAAGAGGAUUUGUUGCAAGCAGUAAACCAUACAAUGGCUGUUCAGAACUUACUAACCCUGAAGCAGUGAUGGGGAAAAUUGCUUUGAUACAAAGAGGGCAGUGCAUGUUUGCAGAAAAGGCACGCAACAUACAGAAUGCUGGCGCCAUUGGUGGCAUUGUUAUUGAUGACAAUGAGGGGAGCAGCAGUGAUACUGCCCCUCUGUUCCAGAUGGCGGGGGAUGGGAAGGACACAGAUGACAUUAAGAUCCCCAUGCUGUUUUUAUUCAGUAAAGAAGGAAGUAUCAUACUGGACGCCAUCCGGGAGUAUGAGGAGGUGGAAGUGCUCCUUUCUGACAAAGCAAAAGAUCGAGCAGCAAUAUUAAAAGGUAAAAUGAUUCCAAGCUACAUUAUUAAUAGUAAUCCUGAGAUGGAAAAUGAAGAACAACCAUCCUCCGAAAAUGACUCUCAGAGUGCUGAGCAGAUUGCAUCAAGGUCUCAGGAGAUUGAUCUGGUUGAUCAGGAGUCUCCUGAGGAAAGUUCUGUGAACUCUCAUCCAGAAUCUUUAUCUCCAGUAGAUACAGACAGUGCUGCAAGCGUUUCUUCUUCUGAACAGGAUUCUAACCCCGUGGAAAACCUCGAGACUACAAGUCUUGAUGGUGAAUGUACAGAUUUAGAUAACCAGCUUCAAGAACAGUCAGAAACUGAGGAGGAUUCCAACCCUAAUGUUAGCUGGGGUCAAAAGGCCCAGCCUAUAGACUCCAUAUUAGCAGACUGGAAUGAAGACAUAGAAGCAUUUGAAAUGAUGGAUAAGGAUGAGCUCUGACUCAC
Molecule: messenger RNA, 2852 nt
Organism: Budorcas taxicolor (takin)
Lineage: Eukaryota; Metazoa; Chordata; Mammalia; Artiodactyla; Bovidae
Gene: EDEM3
Product: ER degradation enhancing alpha-mannosidase like protein 3
Exons: 21
Coding region: 1-2847 (948 amino acids)
Biological process (GO): mannose trimming involved in glycoprotein ERAD pathway; carbohydrate metabolic process; endoplasmic reticulum mannose trimming
Cellular component (GO): membrane; endoplasmic reticulum
Molecular function (GO): mannosyl-oligosaccharide 1,2-alpha-mannosidase activity; calcium ion binding
Source: RefSeq, a predicted model, not a curated record